GUCGGUCAUACAGUAUCAUUUAUUCACCUUGCUGGUCGCUGCCGUCAUCAGAUCGCGUCUUUCAAAACCCCACACCGAAGCGGGAAUCCAGCAUCUUGGCAGACGUUCCAACAGACGGCCCUCCCUUUUCUUUUUUUUUUGGCCCUGUUCGAACACGAUUUCUUUUUCGCAUCUUGACUCAUUUCACAUUGCUUAUCGCGACAAACAAAUCUUGAGAGAGGUAGAAAAGAAAAAGGAAGUGAGGAAAACAUAGAUUGCAACUCUCAACGACAAUAGGACACAAAUAAAAAUUUGGCAAACCCAAAAAGAGCCAUGAGCGCAUUCACGUCUUCGGGGAGGGGUGGCGCAGGCAACAUUGUCGACAAGACUAAGUCGCCUCGCAUCGAGCCCAAGGACCUCGAGACGCCGACGCUCAAGACCUCUGUCGUCACGACGGGGAGGGGCGGUACCGGCAACAUGGCAAAGAAUGUAGACCCUGCCGAGACGCGCGCUAUGCAGGACGUGUCGCCGGUACCCCGCCAAGAGCUGAGUGGUGGCACCCACAUCGGCCGUGGCGGCACCGGCAACGUCUUCAAGCCCAAGCCCGAGGACGAGGAGAUGGGCAACGUGCAGCAUAAUGCCGAAAAGCCGCAGGAGGGCGGCGGCAAGGAACCCCAGCAAGCAGCCCAGGGCGACGCCGUCGGCUUCGAGGAGCAGGACAAGGCGGACAACCAGGGUCUGGCGGCCAAGGGGAAGCAGUGGUUGUUUGGCAAGAAGUAAAAAAAACUUCCAGGGGCACUAUUGUGUCGGUAGGGUGUCUUGGGUGUGAGCUCUGGGAAUUUUUUUUUUUUUUUAAUUAGGUACAUGCUGAGUCCCGAUAUCCGGGUCAUGGGGGUUUGACGGAUAAUUGCUUUUUUUCUGUUGUGCUGAUGCUGAGUCUAUGGCGUUGAUUUUGUCUUGAUUUCUACACACGUCCCCUCUUGUGUAGCUUUGUUUAUACCCCUCUUCUAUGGCAGCAAUCGAUUUAUCUAUUACACUCGAUAAAGAAAAAAGUCAAAAUCUUUCCAUCGUUUGA
Pyricularia oryzae 70-15 is the source of this 1054-nucleotide messenger RNA. RefSeq lists its product as uncharacterized. The coding region runs from base 313 to 759 and encodes 148 amino acids. The record is from RefSeq and is a predicted model, not a curated record. The transcript has 2 exons. NCBI's taxonomy places the organism in Eukaryota, Fungi, Ascomycota, Sordariomycetes, Magnaporthales, Pyriculariaceae.